CCGAUUCAGACUAGGCAGCCAUGUCAGCCAAAGCCAUCUCUGAGCAGACGGGGAAGGAGUUCUUGUACAAGUAUAUCUGCACGUCCUCUGCCAUCCAGAACCGUUUCAAGUAUGCUCGAGUCACUCCAGACACUGACUGGGCACGACUCACCCAGGACCACCCUUGGCUUCUGAGCGAGCGUUUAGUGGUGAAGCCAGACCAGCUCAUAAAGAGACGUGGGAAGCUUGGACUGGUUGGAAUUAACCUCACUCUGGAUCAGGUGAAGGUUUGGCUCAAACAGCGUCUGGGCCGAGAAACCACGAUUGCUAAUGCUAAGGGAAUCCUAAAGAAUUUUCUGAUUGAACCCUUCGUGCCUCACAAACAGGAGGAAGAGUUCUAUGUGUGCAUAUAUGCUGCCCGUGAGGGAGACUACGUACUCUUCCACCAUGAAGGAGGUGUGGAUGUGGGAGAUGUUGAUGCCAAAGCUCAGAAGUUGCUUGUGGCAGUGGAUGAAAAGCUCAGUGAAUUGGAUGUAAAGAAACAUCUCCUGCAGCAUGCGCCAGCAAAUAAAAAGGA
Molecule: messenger RNA, 556 nt
Organism: Tauraco erythrolophus (red-crested turaco)
Lineage: Eukaryota; Metazoa; Chordata; Aves; Musophagiformes; Musophagidae
Source: RefSeq, a predicted model, not a curated record